UGCGCUAAAAAAACAUAUUUAGCUUGUUAUAGUUUGUUGUGGCCAUGUGACUGCACAACGCCAACAGCAAGAUGAUAACCACAAGGUUUUUGGGUCUUUUUGGAGGGAUGUAGAUUCCGCAGGAUUCCGCAGAUGCGGCAUCAUGAUGCACCAUGCACUUUUGUGCUAAGUUGCUGAUUUCUGCCAAGUACGUUUUUGAUCUUUGAUCCUUUUUGUUGGUUUGUGGAUUGUGACUCGCAUGAUGGUGCAUGUUCUUGAGAGUUGGGCAGAUUUGAGCAACAUUAGACAUUUGGACCUUGAUCAACAAAACAAAGACCGUGAGCCUGUUUGGUUGUGCUCUGCAACAUCUUGGGCUGGUUCUGCACCUUUGCCCUACCCAUGAACUGAUCCAGAGUUUGUGGCAAUUCGCCUGCUAGCGACAGCCACUGUUGCUGAUCUUUUCGCACACCGUUGGCCGGGUGUGGGGCGCAUGCUGGGGUGCCGUCCUAACAUCAGCUGUGCUGGGGACAGGUGUGGCACCUAGUCUUUCUGGCCAACGCGUCCUGAUGCCAGGAUGUAUGACAGCGAGACGAUGCGCUAAGGUGCUCGCUGGGGGCUUCCAGGCUAGUCCUGGCUGGCAUGUUGUGAGGGGAGGCCAAAGAUUGCAGAUGGCAUGGUUGGUGCCCUCGGUGAAAGUCGCGCCCUCCUGCAUUGUGAACUAUGGCAGCUGCGGCCUAGUGUUGGCUAUUGUCUGCCUGUUGCCUCUUUGCGCUAAAAAAACAUAUUUAGCUUGUUAUAGUUUGUUGUGGCCAUGUGACUGCACAACGCCAACAGCAAGAUGAUAACCACAAGGUUUUUGGGUCUUUUUGGAGGGAUGUAGAUUCCGCAGGAUUCCGCAGAUGCGGCAUCAUGAUGCACCAUGCACUUUUGUGCUAAGUUGCUGAUUUCUGCCAAGUACGUUUUUGAUCUUUGAUCCUUUUUGUUGGUUUGUGGAUUGUGACUCGCAUGAUGGUGCAUGUUCUUGAGAGUUGGACAGAUUUGAAGAACAUUAGACAUUUGGAACUUGAUCAACAAGGCAAAGGCAUGCAAAGGCCAUGAGCCUGUUUGGUUGUGCUCUGCAACAUCUUGGGCUGGUUCUGCACCUUUGCCCCACUGAUCGAAGGUUGGAAGAGCCGCCGGCCAGCAAGUCCAAGCAGAAGAGGGCCAAGUCCGGAGGGCCGCAGCUGCCAAACUGCACGUUGACCGAAGACCGGGAACGCGUGGUGAGUGCCGAGCCAAUGAUUCGAGUCAAAACGGGCUCCAAGAGUGCAGAAGUUGCCUAUCACGGCUCCAGGGAUAGGGUUCCAGCCCUGCAGAAGCUUUGUCCUGCGGACGUCCGCCCGCUGGCAAGGAUGCUGAGUCCUGCUUUCAGGCGCUCGGUGCCGUUGCUAUGGUCUCGCACGGCUGUGGCACGUCGUUGCUUCUCGUCCGAGGAGCUUGUCUUGAUGGAGCGGAAAGAUUCGGGGGUCGCAGUGUUGACCUUGAACCGUCCGAAAGCGCUGAAUGCGCUGUCAGAUGGUUUGAUGUCGGCGCUGUUCCAGCGAUUGCAAGAGGUCGAUGCCGACGCUGCACUAAAGGCCGCAGUGGUCACCGGGCAGGGCAAAGCUUUUGCCGCUGGCGCUGACAUCAAGGAGAUGAACUCGAGGAGCAACUACAGCGAUACACGGAAGGACAACAUGUUGGCGCAUUGGUCGGCCAUCACCGGGAUCCGUAAGCCCAUCAUCGCCGCCGUGGGUGGCUUUGCCUUGGGCGGCGGCUGCGAGUUGGCCAUGUCUUGCGAUAUCAUUAUCGCCUCAGAGGCGGCCAAAUUUGGGCAGCCGGAGAUCAAGCUUGGAACCAUUCCAGGUGUUGGUGGCACGCAGCGCUUGAUCCGCGCCGUGGGGAAGUCCAAGGCCAUGGAGCUGAUCUUGACCGGUGAGAUGCUGACGGCCGAGGAGGCUGAGAAGGCUGGCUUGGUGGCGCGUGUGGUGCCCACAGGUUCAGAGGUGGAGGAGGCCAUCAAAAUUGCGGAGAAGAUCGCCAGUUUUUCAGUCCCCGCCGUGCAGUUGGCCAAGGAGUGCGUCAACGCCUCGCAGGAGUUGACAUUGGCGGAAGGCUUGAGGUCCGCCCCACGUCGACGCCGGGAUGUACUCACGGAGGUUUCCACUGCGGCGUUGCUGGCGCCGUUUUCGCCUGUGGCCGUUGUCACGCAGUGCACUUUUGCGGUCCCAGCUGUCAGAAAGGAGGCCACGCUGGAAGAUGAUUGGAAACGGGAAGGGGAAGAUUCCAAGGAUGGACACGGCAUAGGCCUGACUGCUUCCAGGUGGCAGAGACGUGCAGUGGAGGCUCCAGUGGAUCUUUACCAAGCUGAUGGGCUGAAGAUGGGUUCGGCUUCCCCCAAAGCGCGGCCGGCCCCGUCACCGGGGCCACAAAACACCAGCGCCGCCUUGCUGCGCGCCAUGGCGGUCAAAGCCAGCCAGAAGUACGUCCGAGUGUAUCCCAAUGUCGGAGUCCUUCAGGGCGAGAUCGAUGUGGAACUGGCGCCACAGUCGAGUCAGGAGGACAUUUGGGAGGCCUUGCGGCGCGUGCUCUUCCGCGACGGCGCCCCGCAGCGGCGGCCGCUGCGGAUAUUUGGUGCGGCAGACGGACAGGAGGUGUUCAGUGUGCCGGAGUUUUGGAGCCAGGCUUCCAAAGGUGGAGUCGUGGUCUCGGCGAAUCUGCCUUUGCGAGGAGCUAGUCCUCUGAUUGACAGCUUUGCAAGCUGCCAACCGCGGUACGGCAGAACCCUGGUGGGUAGCAGCUGUUGUCGCGUGUCUGCGGACGAUCCGGAGGUUGAAAGCCUUUUGCGGGCCCCGGUUCCUGUGGUGAUUUGCGGCAGCAACAUGGCUGGAGAGGCUCUGGACCGCUGGAGCUUCGAAUAUUUGGAGCGACACCUGGCGGAUGUGGACAAUUUCUUCGUUUUGUGCUCACCCGAAAAUAACCAAGGGCGCUUCAGCUACUAUGACCUUUCAGAGGGCAAGAACCCCUGCGGCUACAAGGUUGUGCCAAACAACAGGCGGGUGGAGAUGCGUUUUCCAGAGUUCCGGCGCAAGGUGGAAGCAGCACGUGGCAAAAAGGGUGACAUGUACUACUUGCAGAACACCUUGCUACACCGAGAGGAGCGUGAAGGUGGAGCACCACGUCCGGUGGGGCGCUUUGGGCAGCAGUGCGGCUGCCAGGACUCCGCUUCCGCUGAGUCCACCGUGGACGAAGCCUGGCGGCUGCUGCGUUGCGCCUGGCACGCCAAGAGGGCGGGAAACGAGGCGUGGGGCCACGGCGGCCACGGCGGCCACAGCGUCGAGGAGGCGGUGAGGAACUACACCGCAGGGCUUCGCUGCGCCGCGCGUGCAGAGCGCUUUGUGGACCUUGAAGCCUUGGAAGAUACAGACAAGUACUGCUUCGACCGAUUUCAAAGUGCCUUGCACAUGGUUGAAGCGGUGCUCCAUCGAAAUCUGAGUCUCACCUCACAUCAUCAAGCAGACUUCACAGCUGCCCUGGAGCAUGCCGAAGAAAGCCUGCGACUGGAACCGCAGAAUGUGAAAUCCAAGUACCGACGAGGCCUAGCGCUGUGGGCUCUCGAUCGAUCAGAGGAAGCACGGAAAGAUCUGAAGGAUGUCUUGGCCAAAGAGCCCAAGAACCUCGAGCUCCGACGUCUCCUCGGUGCCAAGUUGGCCACCGAAGGGGCCGCAGCCCCGGCGACGGCGCAAGCGCAACGCUGUGGCGAGUGUGGACUCUGUGGGCUCGCGGAGGAUGGAGGCGCCGCUUCUCCCGACCCGGCGCUGCUUGCGAAGCUGCGCAAGGGCGGUCGCAGCGCGCUACACUGGGCGCUGGGAGGGGUGGAUCCAGAGACCAGGCGUUUGGGUGCGUGUUCCUAUUGGCGCCUGGAAGCUCUAAUCGACUCUGCGGAAGUUGAUGCACUGGACCCAGACGAAAGGACCCCUUUGCAUUUGGCAGCAGCAAGUGGUCAUUUGGAGGCCGUGAGUUUGUUGAUGGAUGCAUCGGCUUCGGUGGAUCCUUUGGAUCGACAUGGCCGAAGCCCUCUGUACUACGCAGCUGUGGGCAAUCACCGCGAGGUGGUGGCUCUUCUGGUCGACAGAGGCCAUGCGGAUCAAAGCAUCCUCUUCCGCGCGCUGAAGGAGAAGUUUGGCACGCACAACUUCAUGCUGCACGACUGGCCGGAGUACAAUGGCCGAUGGAUGUCGUCUCUAGAGGGACGCAAAGACGACCUUCCCUUGCGACCGGUGGAGCAAAAAGGGCCCAACGCGUUUCGGGGAAGGGUGGCUCGUGAUAUUGACGCCUUCCGCUGGGAUUGGCUGAAGAAAGCCAUGGGGCAGCGAGAGCCGCAGAUGUGUCAGCUUUUCUGUGGCUCGGAAGGCUUCUCUCCUUGUCACUAUGAUCCGCAGGACAACGUGUUCCUUCAAGUGACGGGCUACAAGCGCGUUCUUCUGUUCCAUCCCAGGCACUUUGGCUGCUUGUAUCCCUGGCCCGUACAUCACCCGCAGGACCGGCAGAGCCGCGUCAACUUCGAAGAGCCGGACCUGCGAAGCUUCCCACGCUUUGCGGAGUUGAAUGGCCAGGGGAUUGAAGCCAUCUUGGGACCCGGAGAUCUCUUGCACAUCCCUCCCGGUUGGUGGCACCACGUGGAGAUGUUGCCAUCACCACGCGGAGAGGUUGUGAGCUUCAACUUCUGGUAUCCACCGCCCACUUGGUUCGAUGGCGAUUUGGCAAAGGGCCAGAUCACUUGGGAUAAGCCCCUCUUCGGCGUGCGCCGGACGCUCUUUCAGAGAUGUGUAGAGGAGUUGAUCGCGCAAGUGGCACAGCCUUCCAAGGUCCAUGAAGUUUUGAGAUUGGCCAUCGAGGGUGGUAAAGGUGGUCAGUGGCAGCAGGCGCUGGAACAGCUGGAGACCUUCCUGGGCCCCGUGCUCCGCGACAACGAGCGCCAAAGGCUGCUGAUGGACUUGGUCGAGGGUCGCUUUACCGGCUUGGUGUCGUAA
Molecule: messenger RNA, 5030 nt
Organism: Cladocopium goreaui
Lineage: Eukaryota; Dinophyceae; Suessiales; Symbiodiniaceae
Source: the annotation of a GenBank genome assembly